UUCCCUGUCAGUCUGAGUGUGACAACAACGUGAAGCGCACCUCACAGUGUCGGAGCAUCGCUUGCAAACCAAAACCACAGGCGUAAACAUCUGUGUCCUGUGGAGUCCUCGUGUUUUCACCAAGAACUUUGCUGGAAUAUGGGGUAAAAUUCUGUGCGUAAAGGGGACAUUUGGACAUGAUGGGUUUGUUUCUUGUUGGAGAAACUGGAGAACGUGCAUUACUGGAAAGUGUCACCUUCCGGACGUGAGAGGGGAACCUUGACUUAGUGCGAAACAGUUAAAGAAGUCCCAGCAGGUAUGAAUUCCACGGAGGAAGCAGGGAGAUUUAAACCGCCCACCAUCCCGGCGAUUAUGUUCAUUUUCGGGGUGGUAGGGAAUGUCAUCGCGAUCGUGGUUCUGCGGAUAUCACGAAAGGAACAAAAGGAGACCACUUUUUACACCCUUGUGUGUGGCCUGGCGGUGACAGACCUCCUUGGCACCCUGCUAGCCAGUCCCGUCACCAUCGCCACCUACAUUAAGGGCGCCUGGCCGGGAGGUGAGGCGCUGUGCCAGUACUCCGGCUUCAUCCUCCUCUUCUUCUUCUUGGUCCAGCUCAGCAUUGUGUUUGCAAUGUCAGUGGAGAGAUAUUUGGCAAUAAACCAUGCGUAUUUCUACAACGAGUACGUCAACCAAAAACUCGCUGCUCUGACUCUUUUGGCCACUUACAUUUCAAACAUCGUGUUUUGCGCGCUGCCCAGCUUGGGGCUCGGGCAGGUGAAGCUCCAGAAACCAGGGACCUGGUGUUUCAUCGACUGGCAGAACAACAAGACAACAGUCGCGGCUUUUAACUUGAUGUACGCGGGUGUGAAUUCAGUCAUCGUGCUGGCCACUGUCAUAUGCAACGUGAUGGUGUGCGGGGCUCUGAUCCUGAUGCACAAGCGCUUCAUCCGACGCACGUCUUUGGGCACGGACCAGCGGCGCAUCGCGGAGCUCAGGCGCAGACGGAGUUUCGGACGAUUAGCUGGAGCAGAGAUCCAGAUGGUGAUCCUGCUAAUAGCUACCUCCGCUGUUGUCCUCAUCUGCUCCAUACCUUUAGUGUGGAGGAUCUUUGUGAAUCAGCUGUACAGAAACCAGACAGAAAAGUCUUCUGGUCUGAAUAAAGACCUGCUGGCCAUCCGCAUGGCUUCAGUCAACCCCAUUUUGGACCCUUGGAUCUACAUCCUGCUCAGAAAGACAGUGGUUCUUAAGCUAAUGGAGAAAAUCAAGUGUCUGUUCUGCAAAAUGGGCGGGCGGGGACGAAGGAACGGCGGGCAGUUCCGCUGUGCCGACGGCCACCUUUCCUCCUCCAUUGUCUCACGAGACUCUCCCUCACUGGUGUCACGUGAGUUGCGGACAAUGGUGUGCACCUCACAGACUUUUCUAUACCCGUCUGAGGAAAACACCAGGAGGUCAUUUGAAGCGGGGGAGCAGGGUGGCUCCUUUCCACCAGCUGCACAGACGUUACAGGGCCCCCAGGAGCUGGAGGGGACUCAGAGGGGGUUUCUACAGAGUGAUUUAGAGGAGAGAGCACCAGGCAGGUCACUGAAAGAGCUUCCAAUGUGCCCUAAGGACCCAGCUCUACAUGUGACCUUCACGGCUGUGACUGCAAACAUACAGGAGAAAUGCAUAUAGCAUGAUCUCCAAAUCACUGUGAUAGACAUGUCAUGGGAGAGGCGAUAGGGACUAAUAAGAGCACUGCAGAGACAUGAUGGUAAUGUAAAAGCAUGGAAAGACUGAAUAGCUAUCAAUAUCUGUAGAUAUCUUGCUGUUUGACAGAUGUAUUACUGAACUAAAUACCCACUGUCAGUGUAUUACUCCUCAGUCAUAACUCACCACAAACACCAUAUCUGCAAAUAAACUUAAGUAAAUCACAAGUUAUAUCAGUUAUAAACAAUACAGAACAACAUGGUGUUGUAGAGGAGAUCUUUUGUUGCACUUUCUGAAUCUGAAAACCACUGCUCGGCUGUUUUGAACAACCUGCACAAUGACUGUAAAGAAUCAAUGUAAAAUGUGAAAAGUGUUCCAUGAUGUUAAUUUAUUUUAAGUAUGAAAUUGUACGUUAUUGUCUUCUCUGUGAGAAGGACCAGAUAGUUUGGAGCCAUUUUAAAUCGGUACAAGAUGAAUGUGACGAGUUUUUUUGGUACGUAGGAACAUUUGCAAAUGAUUUGGUCCGAACUGGUUGGCAGAGCAGCGCUGACUUCAAAGCUAGAAUCAUACCAUCCCCUGCAUUUCAUAACAAAAGGCAGCUAUACUGUGGCUUUCCCACAAUACAGACACUGGAGGAUGUUAGGAGGCCUUCUCAAGAAAUGUGUUAAUAACAAAUAGUUAAUUUACUCAUUCCAGCCCAUUACUUUGCAAGGAUUCAUCUUAUUUUACCUUAAUGUAAUGUGCAAUUCCUCUCAUCUAAUCAGACUUUAGGGGUCAAUUGAGAAGGGGAAUGAAAACUGAAGACUUUCUGUUCAAUGAUUUUAAAGGUUUUGCCUUUUCUUACAAUGGAUUUCCAGGUGGCAUUAAUGCUAUUGUUGCUAUAAAGAUUGACAAAUGCAUAUUUCAUUAUUACAAUUUUUUUUUGAAGCAACAGCCAGUGUCAAAUUUACCAUAAAAUGACUCUCUUGUGAAAAGACUAAUGUUGUACCAAGCUCAUGAAUAAACUGAAAAUAAAAGUUGGUUAACGUCCACAUA
This is a messenger RNA of Epinephelus lanceolatus (giant grouper), 2700 nucleotides long. It is a transcript of the gene ptger4b, whose product is annotated as prostaglandin E receptor 4 (subtype EP4) b. Gene Ontology annotation, biological process: cellular response to prostaglandin E stimulus; negative regulation of inflammatory response; inflammatory response. Gene Ontology annotation, cellular component: plasma membrane. NCBI's taxonomy places the organism in Eukaryota, Metazoa, Chordata, Actinopteri, Perciformes, Serranidae. The record is from RefSeq and is a predicted model, not a curated record. Gene Ontology annotation, molecular function: prostaglandin E receptor activity.